GCCGCGUCAGGGCGUCAGUCCGGUGCCGGUGGUGACCAUACACGUACCUCGCCGUCGCCGUCGUGCGCGCGGCAGCAGCGCGUCAGCUCCUCACGACCAAGUCCGCAGCGCUCGCCGCCGACCCCAAGCCGGCCGACGACGUCCACGAGGCGCGCCGCCCCUCCUCGUCACCGUCCACGCGGCGUCCAAGACCGAGCACCUCCCCGCCGCGCACCACCGCGCCAGCCAGAGGCCCAGGCGGGCUGAUCGAUAAUCCGGCAGUUGUUGUACCUCGGCAGCCAUGACCGGACCAGAAUCUGCGAUGGAGGCGGGCCGCACGGGAGCCCCGCCGGCCUACAAGUCGCCCUUCCCGCAGAGAGCGACGUCCUGGCUCCCCAUCGUGGACCAGGGCUGCUGCUGCUGCACGCUCCGGACCUGCAACCUGGUGCAAGGCUGGAUGUCGCUGAUUGGUGGCGUGGUGAAUAUAGUGAAAUUAAUCUACGCAAUGUGCGUGCCGAACAUCAUGAAAAGGGUCUGCGACCAG
Molecule: messenger RNA, 523 nt
Organism: Frankliniella occidentalis (western flower thrips)
Lineage: Eukaryota; Metazoa; Arthropoda; Insecta; Thysanoptera; Thripidae
Source: RefSeq, a predicted model, not a curated record